Molecule: messenger RNA, 2874 nt
Organism: Vitis vinifera (wine grape)
Lineage: Eukaryota; Viridiplantae; Streptophyta; Magnoliopsida; Vitales; Vitaceae
Product: formin-like protein 8
Exons: 2
Coding region: 102-2516 (804 amino acids)
Biological process (GO): actin nucleation; actin cytoskeleton organization
Molecular function (GO): actin filament binding
Source: RefSeq, a predicted model, not a curated record
CCAAAAUUCAAAACACAGAGGGCAGAAGAAUUUUACUUCCAUUGCAGCCAAAACCAACCAAUUUCUUCUACUCUCUCUGUGAUUCUAUCUUUUCAGAGUUCAUGGGUGUGAAGGGUCAUCCAUGGAUUCUUCCCUCUCUCUUGUGUUUCUCUCUUCUUUGUCUCCCUUGUUUCUCUCAACCAAGUUCUUCACCUGCAAGUUCCAUCCCCAGUUCUCCUAAUAAUUCUCCAAUCUCUCCACAAAUUCCAGGAGCAGCAUCACAUGGAAAAGUUGGUGAGGUAGCUGGAGCAACAGCUGCAAGUGCUGUUGUUGUUGCUGGGGUGUUCUUCUGCUUCAGAAAAUUUGUUGCUCGUCAACGUCAGAGAGAUAAAAAUGAAUCGAGUUUUCGUCGUGAAGAAGCUGAGGUGAUGCAUGAGGAAUUCAAGCAUCGUGGAACUCUGAAAGGAUUGAUUGUUGAUGAUAAUGGAGUGGAGGUUCUCUAUCUGAGGAAACUUGAAGGUGGGCAAUUGAGGAAUAGUUUCUCUAAGGUUUUGAAUAAUCCUAAUGAAGAAGAAAGAGGAAAGAUAGUGGAGAGUAUGGUAGAUAGACCCAGAAAAUCAAAGAGAAUUCAAGAGAUCCCAUUUCUUCAUGAGUCAUCAGAUGUGAUUAUCCUAGAGAAAGAGGCCAAACCAGUUUUGAAAGUUCCAACUCUACAGCCUCAGGUUUCUGUACCAUCUCCUCCUCCACCUCCACCACCAGUACCCUCUCAGCCACUUCCACCGCCUCCACAGGUGAUUCCAAUAAAGAAAACUCCCAACCCACAUUCUCCACCACUCCCUCCUAACAAGAAAAUCCCCGGACCGCCUCCUCCUCCACCACCUCCUCCUGAAAGGAAAAUCCCUGGACCACCUCCUCUGCCACCAAUCCCAACAAGGAGGAAGCCUGCAGCACCACCUCCACCACCUAAGGCAGGUGGUUUGGUUUCAGCUUUGAAACCUCCACCUGUACCAAGGGGGAAGAUGAACAGUAAUAACAGGGCAGAGGCAUCAACUGAAGGAAGCUCCAAGGGAACUGAUUUUGGGCAGAUGAAGCUGAAGCCAUUGCACUGGGAUAAGGUCAUAGCUAAUGUUGAUCAUUCAAUUGUGUGGGAUGAGAUCAAUGAUGGAUCCUUCAGGUUUGAUGAUGAACUUAUGGAAUCUCUGUUUGGAUACACUGCGAACCAGAAACCCCCUGAAAUGAAUAACAAGCCAGUGACUUCAAGCAGUUCCAACUCUGCCCUGCCAACCCAAAUUUUCAUCCUGGAACCCCGAAAAUCACAAAAUACUGCAAUUGUACUUAGAUCUCUUGCAGUCUCUCGUAGAGAAAUUCUAGAUGCCCUCCUGGAAGGUCAAGGCCUCACCACUGAUACUCUUGAAAAACUGACCAAAAUUUCUCCAACUCAAGAAGAAGAAUCCAAAAUCCUGCAAUUCAAUGGCAAUCCAACUAAGCUUGCUGAUGCAGAGUCCUUUCUCUACCACAUCCUGAAAGUUGUUCCUUCAGCGUUCAUGCGCUUCAAUGCAAUGCUUUUCAGAACAAACUACGACCCUGAAAUCCUUCACUUGAAGGAGUCUUUGCAAACACUUGAAUUGGCCUGCAAGGAGCUAAGAAGUCGUGGGCUUUUCUUAAAACUUCUUGAAGCCAUUCUCAAGGCUGGCAAUAGAAUGAAUGCAGGAACCGCCAGAGGAAAUGCCCAAGGCUUCAACCUUAGUGCUCUUCGUAGACUUUCAGAUGUGAAGAGCAUUGAUGGAAAGACUACUUUACUUCACUUUGUAGUGGAACAAGUAGUUCGAUCAGAGGGUAGGCGUUGUGCAAUCAAUCAGAACGAUAGCCUGGACAGAAGUAAUAGUCAAAGAGGCAAAAACAGUGAUCCAAAUUCAGUAAGUCAGACACCAAAAGAAGAGAAAGAGAAAGAGAAAGAGAAUGAGAAAGAGAAAGAGAACAAAAAAGAGAAAGAGUACCUUAUGCUUGGAUUACCAGUGUUAGGGGGGCUAAGUACUGAAUUCUAUAAUGUAAAGAAAGCUGCAGUCAUAGACCAUGAUACUUUCAUCAACAUGUGCUCAACUCUCACAGCCCGUGUUGCUGAAAUUCAGCUGCUUGUGGCAAGCUGCAGCAAUGGCGAGAAGGGCAGGUUUGUGCAGGAAAUGAAAGGGUUUCUAGAGGAAUGUGAGGAGGAGCUUAAAGUGGUAAGAGUAGAGCAAACAAGGGUAAUGGAGCUUGUGAAGAGAACAACAGAAUAUUACCAAGCGGGAGCUUCUAAAGACAAAGGGGGACAACCUCUUCAGUUGUUUCUCAUUGUGAAGGAUUUUCUUGACAUGGUUGAUCAAGCUUGCCAAGACAUUUACAGGAGACUGCAGAAGAAGAAUGUGACAAAGACUGUAGGAUCAUCCCCACCACUGUCACCAACAAGGCAGGCAGUGAGAUUCACAAACUUGCAGUUACAAUUCAUGUCAGAUAUGUGUAGGACAACAUCUUCCAGCGAUUCAGAGGAUGACUUCUGAAGAGGGGUUACAAUUCUGUAUGAACAAUUGGUCAAUGACUAUGGAAGGAUUAAACUUGCUACAAUUUGAGCCUAAGGUCAGCCACAUGAUUUGUAAAGUAAGUUUUAAAUGAAAGGUAGAUUAAUGACUUAUUGUUUUUGUCUUUUGACUAGAAGUGACAGCUGAAGUCCAAUGAGUGAUCUUGGUGUUAUAGAAGUUUUACUGUGCAUAAUCUACUAAUAGACUUCCAUAAUAAGCAACUUUGUUUUUACUUCCAUGUUUAAGCUUUUCUCUAAUGACAUAAUCACUUCUGUUCAUCAAAUGUCUGGACAUAGAUAUAAGCUCUUAUUGGGCUUAAAAUAAAAUAUUUUCCAACCUU